Messenger RNA from Danio rerio (zebrafish), 1197 nucleotides. RefSeq names its product coiled-coil domain containing 32 (gene ccdc32). The record is from RefSeq and is marked validated. NCBI's taxonomy places the organism in Eukaryota, Metazoa, Chordata, Actinopteri, Cypriniformes, Danionidae. Gene Ontology annotation, cellular component: membrane.
GCGAUUCGGUAGGUAAUCCCUGCCGGUUACGUGCAUCUCAGCAGCAAAAGCAGAAGGAUGGGUUUUACAUGCUAAUGCUUGUAUUUAUUUAUCCUUUUAAUAUAUGAUAUUAGGUCUGAGGUGUACCGAGAGCAUCGUAGUUUAAGGAUAAUCAUGAUGAUUGACGACUUCGAAACCCACGCGGCCCGAUCUAGCGGUGAUCUGUGGUCAGAGGUCUGCUCCAGUCUGCCAGAGCCUCGGGAACAGCAUGGAGGACAGUUCACAGACUCAUUUGAGCCUUCCUCUCCUGGCGACCCUCACACAGACUCCCCCAGAGCUGCUAACUUUAGCCCAUGGGAACCAAUGGCUGACUCUGAGGUUUACAUUGCUGGUUUAGAAAAUCGACUGAAGAGAAUCAAGGGACAGACAAGUGAAGUAACAUCAAGGGAAAUGUUGCGUUCUUUGUCCCAGGCUAAAAAGGAGUGCUGGGAUCGAUUCCUUCAUGAUGCCCAAACCUCAGAACUAUUCCAGGAGGGAAACUUUGAUCAGAGUGCUUUGGAGCAGUUCAAGCGCUGGCUGUCUCCUGAAAGAGUGGCCAUCAAUGCAGAAGAGCUGGAGUACCUUCUCCUGCCCACACAGAACAGCGAGACCCCUGCCAGCUCCAGCCAAACUGACAAACCCUGUGUGGAGGAGGAGGAAGAGUGCCCGAGUCCAGAGAAAUAAUGACCAUAUCACAGCACAACCUGUAUGCUGACCAGCAGUACAAGCGCAUAUUGUGAUCCAUUUAAUGGGAUAAUAUGUUUUACAGAAAUAAAUUAAGCUGGUGCUCGAUUCAAGAUGAAUUAUUGUACACAUUUUUGUUGGUAUAUGAAUAGAUCAAAUCUCUUUAUUGGAGAUAUUAUGCUUGCCAAGUAACAUAUUGUGUGGAUGGAGGAAGCCAGUUUGUUAUGAGAAAGUAUGUGUAUAAACAACAUCACUACGUCAUCAUGUAACAUUCCAUGUAUGUAUCAUCUGAUGCAUUUCUGUAUGUGUUGAUUUUUCUCCCGCCUGUAGUAUUAAAGGUGAUGCUGUUAUAAGCUAAACGGUGCAUCCAUGAAGACAGGAUUUCAUUCAAACAUUAGUAGAGAUCGUUAAGUGUAACAUACUUCAUGUCUUUAAUGAUGUUAGCAACUGUACACUUUAUUCUGAGAAGAUAAUAAAAUGACGAAGGAACCAUAA